AUGCCCGCCAAAGUUGUCAAGCCAAAAGCAUCCAGUGCGGUGAGAAGAAGCCGCACUGGAUGCCAAACUUGCAGAAGCAGGAAACUCAAAUGCGACGAAGCGAGACCUGUCUGUGGGCAAUGCCAAAAGUCCCGUCGCCAGUGUGUCCGGUCUGAGGGCAUCACUUUCCGCCACCACCAAAACGCGACAUUCGACAGGGACAACCAGGACAACAGUCUCGACCGCUUUUUCAAGAAUGCCCAGUCCUACUCGGCAGAGGAGCUGGCAAGCUUCCUCCCAGUGCCCCAGCAAUUGACCUGGGUGUACGUGUCUGAUCCAAAUGCGGAAGAAACUGACACCACACCACCACCGCAGACCCCAAAUACCUCAGACACGUUCCGGCAAGUGGCAGCCCACACCCUCGAAGCGUUGUCGACUGCAGCGGCCGAUCACGUCUCAUACCCGCCACAGGGGACGGCCUACUACACUGCAGCGACACCUCCAAAUGAAUCAAACCCCGAGUAUGGCUUUGUGCGAGUAGAAGCAGGUACAGGAAUAGGAGGUCAGACAAACAACAACAUCAAUUUCCUAUUGAAUCCCCAAGGCCAGACACAUUCCUCGCUCAUCGACCCCAAUCUUGAGGCCACCGUGGCGCAUGCUGCCGAGCAAGCAGACAUGAAGGCAGCGGAAAACAAGACAAGCGAUCAACACAACCAAGAACAAGUUGUUGAAGAUGACGGACUGGUCGACUCGGAUUCGCGUGUCGCUAUGGCUCUACGGAGCUUCAACGAGACUCCAGCUUGA
Messenger RNA from Rhinocladiella mackenziei CBS 650.93, 783 nucleotides. RefSeq lists its product as uncharacterized. Lineage: Eukaryota; Fungi; Ascomycota; Eurotiomycetes; Chaetothyriales; Herpotrichiellaceae. The transcript has 4 exons. Gene Ontology annotation, cellular component: nucleus. The coding region runs from base 1 to 783 and encodes 260 amino acids. Gene Ontology annotation, biological process: positive regulation of transcription by RNA polymerase II. The record is from RefSeq and is a predicted model, not a curated record. Gene Ontology annotation, molecular function: transcription cis-regulatory region binding; zinc ion binding; DNA-binding transcription factor activity, RNA polymerase II-specific.